Molecule: messenger RNA, 1185 nt
Organism: Aphanomyces invadans
Lineage: Eukaryota; Oomycota; Saprolegniomycetes; Saprolegniales; Verrucalvaceae
Product: DNA phosphorothioation-dependent restriction protein DptG
Exons: 1
Coding region: 65-814 (249 amino acids)
Source: RefSeq, a predicted model, not a curated record
UCGGGCGUCACCUCCGCCAAGAAGCCGACCGGACACCACCACGGCGAUCACCUCCAGCCCAACCAUGACAAUAACAGCGUUGCUGUGCUCUGAUCAAGCACCACCGGACGCCGUCGGCUCGGACCAUCAAGCCAUGCUCCACAACAACUCGCCCGACACUGCUGGUGGUGGCGACACCACUCACAGUCAACAGCAGCUCAGCUCCGACUCGAGCUCGCAGAGCAAAACCGACCAAAAGAUGCUCGACUACUUUAUGGAGUUCUCCAACUCGUCCGACGAGAACCGCAAGAAACUCACGCGUCGCGUCAAGCACCGCAUCAACAACAAACGCCACCGCCAGCGCAAGCAGGUUGAGCUCGACCAGCUCCGCCGCGACGUGCCUGACCUCGAGCGCCAACUACGCGGUCUCGAAGCUGUCGCUGAAUCACGGCGAGCGACCGCGGCACAGAAAAGCAUGUGGCACCAGCUUGCUCAGAUCGAAAAGAAAAAGCUCGACGACGCCGUCGAGGAGCGCGACGUCCUCCAGAAAACAAUCAAAGCCCACGAGGUGCUGGUCGCCCUUUACGAAACGCAGCUGAAAAGACCAGACGCUCUUCCGUGGCUCCAGAACCGACCAGCCUCUUUUCUCCCGGCGGCGCCGCCACCUUCGUCUAAUUCAACCUCGCCGUCCGACUACCCUCGUUCGCUCACCUCGUCGUCAGGUGGUCGAUCGAGCCCGCAAUCGGCAUCGUCGUCCACGUCGUCGUCGUCGGCAGCAACUCCGCUCCAGGCACCACACGACAACUCUGCAGCAAGACAACUUCCUCGUACAUGAACAACCCACUCUCCUCCAUCCUCUUCGUGUGUUGUUCGUGCCAUACAGGCUUUGCCUGCAUGACGAGUGCAUUUGACUCGGGUUUGAUGUGCUGUAGUGUGGGUGGAAAGUUGGUUGAUGUCUGCGGCGCCAUGCGACGACGUGUGAGAGAGAAGUGGAGUUGGGGGGGGUGGGCACUCUCGGCCAUGUCGCGAUCAGCACAGUUCGUGCUCCAAUCUGCCAAAAACGAACGAUCAUGACUGCCUUCGAACCUCAACGUCACGGGAUCAUGGCCCUGCCGUCGCGUACCGCGGCUAGCUGGCUCUGUCGUCGACUUUUCCUGUGUACAACAUGGUAAACAUCUUUCGUGCUCCAAACAUCACGAUCGGCGG